GAGGCGCCGGCAGCCGCGCAGCUGAGCCGCCGCCGAGCCGCGCUGCACCGCGCCGGGGGGAGCCGGGCCGCCCCGCUGCCAGCCCAGCCCAGCCCAGCCCAGCCGAGGGGGCCUCCUUUUGUUCACCCAGUGCCUCCUCCCCCCGCUCCCUCCGCUCCUCCAUGGGCUGCGGCGGUGCCAGCCGCCCCCUCCUGCCGAAGAAACGCUCGGGCCGCCGGGGUCAGGCCGGAGCAGCUGCCGGGACCGCGGGGGAGGCGGCGGCGCCCGGCCGCGCUGGAACCUUUUUAAAACACUGGGGUUAUUGGAGUGGUCGAAUUUUUCCUGGAUUUGAGUGAGAAAUUCAGAAGACUGAAGCCCAGGCUCACUGUCUACCUUUCACGGAGGCCCAGCCGUGAGAGGACAGAAGAAGGCACGUGGCGAAUCAUGACAGCUGACAAAGAAAAAGACAAAGACAAAGAGAAGGACAGAGACAGAGACCGGGACAAGGAGCGAGACAAAAGAGACAAAGCGAGAGAGAGCGAGAACUCGCGUCCUCGUCGGAGCUGUACUUUGGAAGGAGGCGCCAAGAAUUAUGCCGAGAGCGACCACAGUGAAGACGAGGACAACGAUAACAACAGCGCUACCACGGAGGAGUCUACAAAGAAAAAUAAAAAGAAACCACCGAAGAAGAAAUCUCGCUACGAGAGAACGGACAACGGUGAGAUAACGUCCUUCAUCACAGAGGAUGAUGUUGUCUACAGGCCUGGAGAUUGCGUGUACAUUGAAAGUCGCCGGCCGAACACCCCAUACUUCAUCUGCAGCAUUCAAGACUUCAAACUGAGUAAACGGGACCAUCUGCUUAUGAAUGUCAAAUGGUACUAUCGCCAGUCUGAAGUCCCAGAUUCAGUCUAUCAGCAUUUGGUUCAGGACCGACACAAUGAGAAUGACUCUGGACGAGAGCUUGUUAUCACAGACCCAGUGAUCAAGAAUCGAGAGCUCUUCAUUUCAGAUUACGUUGACACGUACCAUGCUGCUGCCCUGAGAGGGAAGUGUAACAUCUCCCAUUUUUCUGACAUAUUUGCUGCUAGAGAGUUUAAAGCCCGAGUGGAUUCAUUUUUCUACAUAUUGGGCUACAAUCCAGAGACGAGGAGGCUGAACAGCACCCAGGGGGAAAUCAGAGUUGGACCCAGCCAUCAGGCUAAGCUUCCAGAUUUGCAGCCAUUUCCUUCCCCGGAUGGCGGCACAGUAACACAACAUGAAGAACUUGUGUGGAUGCCGGGGGUCAAUGACUGUGACUUGCUCAUGUACCUCAGGGCAGCAAGGAGCAUGGCAGCUUUUGCAGGGAUGUGUGAUGGAGGAUCCACAGAAGAUGGCUGUGUUGCAGCAUCUCGUGAUGACACUACACUCAAUGCACUCAAUACACUACAUGAAAGUAACUAUGAUGCCGGAAAAGCCCUGCAGCGCUUGGUGAAGAAGCCUGUGCCCAAACUGAUCGAGAAGUGUUGGACUGAAGACGAAGUGAAACGCUUCAUUAAGGGGCUGAGACAGUACGGAAAGAACUUCUUCAGAAUCCGAAAGGAGCUACUUCCCAAUAAGGAGACUGGAGAACUAAUCACCUUCUAUUACUAUUGGAAGAAAACCCCUGAAGCAGCAAGUUCCCGAGCCCACCGUAGGCAUCGGAGGCAGGCUGUGUUUCGGAGAAUUAAAACUCGAACUGCUUCCACUCCAGUCAACACUCCCUCCAGGCCCCCCUCCAGCGAAUUCUUGGACUUGAGCUCAGCCAGCGAAGAUGAUUUUGACAGCGAGGACAGUGAACAGGAACUGAAGGGCUACGCCUGUCGUCACUGCUUCACAACCACCUCCAAGGACUGGCACCACGGUGGUCGAGAAAACAUCUUGCUCUGCACUGACUGCCGCAUCCACUUCAAGAAGUACGGGGAGCUCCCGCCCAUUGAGAAGCCAGUGGACCCUCCACCCUUUAUGUUUAAGCCUGUCAAAGAGGAAGAUGAUGGACUCAGCGGAAAGCAUAGCAUGAGGACAAGGCGGAGUCGGGGCUCGAUGUCUACACUACGUAGUGGUCGUAAAAAGCAGCCAGCCAGUCCCGAUGGUAGAGCCUCACCCAUUAAUGAAGACAUCCGGUCCAGCGGCCGCAAUUCUCCCAGUGCUGCCAGCACCUCCAGUAAUGACAGCAAAGCAGAUUCUGUGAAGAAGUCCACCAAGAAGAUAAAAGAGGAGGCAUCAUCCCCCCUCAAGAACUCGAAGCGGCAGCGAGAGAAGGCAGCUUCUGACACGGAAGAGCCGGACAGAUCAAACGCCAAGAAGUCCAAAACUCAAGAGAUCAGCAGGCCCGACUCUCCCUCGGAGGGUGAGGGUGAGGGUGAAAGCUCUGAUAGCCGCAGUGUCAACGAUGAAGGCAGCAGCGACCCAAAAGACAUUGACCAGGACAACCGGAGCACGUCACCCAGCAUCCCCAGCCCCCAGGACAACGAGAGCGACUCGGAUUCAUCAGCUCAGCAGCAAGUGCUCCAGGCGCAGCCGCAGGUGCUCCAGGCACAGAACGGCUCUGCCCAGGCCCCACCUUCCACCCCACCGAUAUCCACCCAGCUCCCCACAUCGAUGCCAGCAGUGUCGAGCGCCCCCUCUGCCGCCGCCGCCCCCCAGGUUUCGCCGUCAGUGUCUCAGCCUCCCAGCCAGCCCCAGCCUCCAGCACCGCCACCACCUCACUCUCACAUACAGCAGGCUCCUGCCCUGCACCCGCAGAGACUCCCCUCACCACACCCACCGCUGCAGCCCCUGAGCGUGUCGCAGAGUCAGCCCCAGGCUGCUGCAUCAGCACAGCCCCACUCGCAGCCUCCACUCCAUGGCCAGGCCCAGCCUCCCCCUCACGGCCUGCAAGCCCAGCCUCUUCUGCCUCACCCUGUACCCCCUCAGCCAUUCUCUCUCCCCACGCAGUCUUCUCAGUCUCAGGUUCCCCUCCAGACACAGGCUCCUUCUCACUCUCACGCUGCUCUGCAGGUGCAAGCACAACCUGCCCUGCAAGCGCAGGCUCCACUGCAGCAACCCCAGCCCCCACGGGAGCAGCCCCUGCCCCCUGCACCCAUGGCCAUGCCUCACAUCAAGCCCCCUCCCACCACCCCCAUUCCUCAGCUUCCUACUCCACAGUCCCACAAGCACCCUCCCCACCUUUCUGGGCCUUCUCCAUUCUCGAUGAACUCCAACCUGCCGCCGCCUCCUGCUCUGAAGCCACUAAGUUCCCUUUCCACUCAUCAUCCUCCUUCUGCGCACCCUCCUCCAUUGCAGCUGAUGCCCCAGAGCCAGCCGCUGCAGUCCUCUCAAGCUCAGCCUCCGGUUCUGACUCAGAGUCAGAGCCUUCCACCAUCAGCAAGCCACCCCUCCUCCGGGCUCCAUCAGGUAUCCUCCCAGACGCCCUUCUCUCAGCAUCCCUUUGUCCCGGGGGGACCACCUUCCAUCACCCCCCCAUCCUGCCCCUCCACUUCCACUCCACCUUCCGUGCCUGGUAUCCCCUGUCAACCUCCUGUCUCCACAUCGGCGUCGUCCAGCGGAAACGUCCCAGUGGUCACGUCCUGCACGUUGCCGCCUAUUCAGAUCAAAGAAGAGGCUCCUGAUGAGGCAGAGGAGCCAGAGAGCCCACCACCUCCACCCAGAAGUCCGUCACCUGAACCCACUGUGGUGGACACACCAAGCCAUGCCAGCCAGUCAGCCAGGUUCUAUAAACACCUGGACCGCGGCUACAACUCCUGCGCGAGAACGGACCUGUACUUCAUGCCUCUGGCAGGAUCCAAAUUGGCCAAGAAGAGAGAGGAGGCAGUUGAGAAGGCCAAGAGAGAGGCAGAGCAGAAAGCAAGAGAAGAGAGGGAGAGGGAGAAGGAGAAGGAGAAGGAGCGGGAGAGAGAGCGGGAGCGGGAAAGAGAAGCGGAAAGAGCCGCGCAGAAGGUAUCCAGUUCCUCCCACGAAGGUCGCCUCGGGGAAUCCCAGCUCAGCGGACCAGCCCACAUGAGGCCUUCGUUCGAACCUCCGCCCACAACCAUUGCCGCCGUUCCACCAUAUAUUGGUCCGGACACACCUGCAUUACGGACUCUCAGCGAGUACGCCCGUCCUCACGUCAUGUCACCAACCAACCGCAACCAUCCCUUCUUUGUUCCCCUGAACCCCACUGAUCCACUCCUGGCCUACCACAUGCCCGGCCUUUACAACGUGGACCCAACCAUCCGGGAACGGGAGCUCCGAGAGCGGGAGAUCCGGGAGCGAGAAAUCAGGGAAAGGGAGCUGAGGGAGAGGAUGAAACCUGGCUUUGAGGUGAAGCCCCCGGAACUAGAUGCACUGCACCCAGCUACCAACCCCAUGGAGCAUUUUGCCCGGCAUGGCGCACUGACUAUCCCCCCAACGGCAGGACCUCACCCUUUUGCUUCCUUCCACCCGGGUUUGAACCCUCUUGAGAGGGAGAGACUCGCACUGGCAGGCCCUCAGUUACGGCCUGAAAUGAGCUACCCCGAUAGACUGGCGGCAGAGAGGAUACACGCUGAGCGGAUGGCCUCGCUGACAAACGACCCGUUGGCGCGGCUCCAGAUGUUCAAUGUGACGCCUCACCACCACCAACACUCACACAUACAUUCACAUCUACACCUUCAUCAGCAGGACCCGCUACACCAAGGUUCAGCAGGACCUGUUCACCCACUGGUGGAUCCCUUGGCAGCUGGACCCCACUUGGCACGCUUUCCCUACCCACCCGGUACCAUCCCUAACCCAUUGCUAGGGCAGCCACCCCACGAGCAUGAAAUGCUGCGACACCCAGUCUUUGGUACCCCCUAUCCACGAGACCUGCCUGGUGCCAUCCCACCUCCAAUGUCAGCGGCCCAUCAGUUGCAGGCCAUGCAUGCCCAGUCAGCAGAACUGCAGAGACUGGCAAUGGAGCAGCAGUGGCUGCAUGGGCACCCCCACAUGCACGGUGGACACCUACCAAGUCAGGAAGAUUAUUACAGUCGACUGAAGAAAGAAGGCGACAAACAGUUGUAAUAAAUUAUUUAUUUCUAUUGCCGGCUUAUGGAAACCCCAGUCCUUGGGAAGGAAUGGAACAUUUUUACAUACAAAUAAGAGCUGCAAAAGCAAAAGAAUAUCUUAUAAAAAUUUCUUUAUAUAUUUAAAACAAAAAGAAAAACAACCCCCCCCAACAACUAAAGACUUAUCAGCGUAAAUAGUGUUCAUUUGUAGAGAAGAUUUCUCAAGACUGGUGUGGGUCUCCCUGCAUGACAACCUAUUCAGAAGCCUAUUGAAAAAAAUACAGGACUGUAUGGAGUAUUCAGAGAACUUCCCUGCAAUCUUGUUUUUUUUUUUCCCCUGUUAGUUUUGAGUAGGUGCUAGAAUCAGGCUCACGACACAAGUCACUGUAUGUGAAGAGACACUCAAUGCAUCUAUAUCUAUUAAAAAAAAAACCAAAAAAAAAAACAAGAAUUGCAAGUAGGUGACAUAACAAGCUCUGAAUCCAAGUGCUAUAAUAAUAAAAAUCUACUUUUAUUUUAAUACAUUGUAGGAAAUCUUCAUAAUUUUAAAGAGAGCUCAGUUCUGCAGCAUGGCUUUUUAAGUCUGUAAAUAACUUUUUUGGGUAGGGGGGAGGAAAAACGAAACAAAACUCCGCAAAUGUUAAUCUUGAUUUUCAGUAACAUCACGAAUUGUGAAUUCCUACCUGGUAUUGACAGAAUACAGAGUUGAUUUUUUAAUAAAAAUAAAUAUAUAUAAUUAUCCCUUUAAUUAAAGGGAAAUGAUGGGUGUCAAUAAUUUCAAAUGGGCAAAAGCUUGAAAUUUGGUUUGGUAUCAGCUAUAAGCAUUAAAGAGAGUUGCAGGGAUAAUGUUACAAAUGACUGUUUCUGUUUUAGGUAUUUUUUUUCCCCAUUAGCAUUACACCUCUUUCUUUUCUGUCAUGAUUUUGAUUGAUUGAGUUCUGUUUCCCAGUGGUACAGAUGUCCCUUGGAACUAACUCCCCCGUUCUGUAUCUAAUAUAGGGGUUAACCUUACAUUUUGGCUAUAAUAUGUCUCCUUCCUUUACCUUUUAAAACAACCAGGCAAUUGGAUCACCUGGUUCAAUUUGUUUUAAACGUCCCUUUUUUACAUGUAAGAAGUAGAAAGAAUUUAAAAAAAAUAUAUCUUGUCCUUUUAAAAAUGAUCCAAAGCUCUGGCCUUUGAAAGUCAGGGUUUUAUAUGCAUGGACAGAACUUUUUUUUGGCCGUGGACUGCUUUCUCUAGUUUUUGUACUGAUAGGUUUUUAACGAGAAGGACAAGGCAAUUGGAUCUGCUGAUCAGCUCUGUGUAAAGCUCUUCCGCAAAGUCCUAUCUUCAUUUCACUUUUUUAAGUGAAGGCUGCCAUUCUCUUUUUUUUUUUAAACUGAUGCACAGGUUUAUGCAUCACUUGCUGCUUGGGGAUUAGGCGAAUCUGUGUACAGUAAUGUUUGCCGAUUCCCAACACAGCAGGUUUAUGCCUAACGGCCCUGGUUGGCUGGUAGCUGGUGUGUGUCAGUGGAUGGCAAAUGCAGAAAAGAGAAACGGCCCGUGCAGUGGAGCAGCAGGCAACAUUUUUGCAUGCAACUCUGCUCCGUCUGCACAGACGCACGGCUCUUGCACUUGCCUGCACCCCAUAUCGAACUUGGUUUUGUUUCUGCUUUAGCCCUCGUGCUUUUGCCAAGGCAGAGGGUAGUGGAUCCAACGGACAUCUUAAUCUGCUGGCCACAUUUUCUACUGGUGCACAACCUUUUCCAUUCUCUCUCUUAACUCUCGAGGGCUCUGUCUCUGCCGUUGUAGACUGUUAUAUGUGGUGGUCGUGUCAUAGGAGUGUACAAAGCCAUGUUAAAUAAACUUGUAGUUAAUCAUUCAUCCUGGGUGGAGACAGCAAGGUGUGCGCAGCGCUGUAACCACCACAGACUAGCGUCAGCGCGUUAUGGUUAAUGGUUGCACUGAUGGGCAGAUGACGACCUCAGCUUAUAAACUGAAACCUUCAUUGGGGAAUUUCAGUUACUGUCUGCCCAUCUUUGUGAAAGGGGAGGAAAAGGCUUGUUGCAAUUCUGUCGGACUGUCCUCCCCCCACCUUGGCUUCCAGUUUCUUUUAAUUGUUUUUCAGUCCCUUAAUGGUAAGUCAGUCCCAUGAGAGCCCCUGCGUUUGAACUCUAGUGUUUGGUAUCUGGGGGCUCCUAUAGACGUGCAGGGAGCCGGCUCCGACGUGCCGGAAAACCAGCGCAUUGGAGCAGACUCGAUUAAUUAAACUUAAUUACCGCACUCCAGCAGACUCCAGUGUCAUGUGUACCAGCAUCCCUCAUGCUGAAAACUGGUGGCAAGUUCAAACACCCUGUUGCCAUUUUUCAGCAUGGGGGAUGCUGAUGCAUGUGACACUCGGGUGCUUUUAAUUAGUGCAGCUCGCUAAUUAAAGCGCCCCCCAACGUCUCCCAGAGCACGUGUGAAACUGCCUUGGCUUUGGAUACCAAGAGAUUCAACACAGAACCAGUAACAGUAGCAAGUCUGCAGUUCCUCAGGUUGUCUGCUGUGAUCAGGUGAAGAAGGAAUAGCACCUGUCUAGUACAUACCAUUUUGAAGCUCAGCUCAUGGUACAGGUGCCACCAAGAUUUCCCUGGUCAGAGGAGACGGAGCAUCCAAUAAUACCAAAGGGGGGCUGAAUGAAAUGAAUUGAAUUUGAAUUUUUCCCCCACAACUAUCCAGGAUUGUGGGAGGCAGGAAUACCACCCAUUUCAUUUGACCACCCUACCUCCUUACUUUGUUGUCAGAUCUGUUUUUACUAACAAAAAGAUGCUGAUUCAUUCAUUGUUCUUUCUCUCCCCCUCAGUUUUUCCAAACAGCAAAACUACUGCUUUUACAAUCACUAUUCAGAAGCAAUUAGUUGAUCAUCUUUUCCGCUCGGCAUUCUGACAACCUUUUCUUUUAACAUCCUUGAGCGCAGAAGCAACGAAGUCCUUCCUUCUCAAAUGGAUGAUUAACUGCAACUUUUAUCUGCAAUGGCUUUUGAAACCAUCUUGGUGUUCGAUGCCCUGUUAUAAACCACCCAAAUCUUUUGGUUUCCUUUCAGAAAAAUCUUUUAUUAUUAUUUUUUUUUCCCCUCUGUUUGGAAGGUUUUAUUUUUUAAAUUUUGCUUUAGUGUUUUUGAAACGUCUCUCUUGUUCUAUGUCGUCAUGGUUGAGCUUGUUUCACUGCACCGUUAAGCAGAGUGUACAUUCUGACUGCUACAUUUAUAUAUAUCUUGAAGCUUAAUGUAUAUAUGAGUAGUUUGCCAUGGGAUAACACAGUGUAAACAGAGUAGAAACCCAGAAAUCGUGACUUCUGUGUUCUCUCCAUUUGAGUAUUUUGUAAUUUUUUUGAAAUAUUUGUGGACAUAAAUAAAACCAAGCUACACUACA
Molecule: messenger RNA, 8390 nt
Organism: Alligator mississippiensis (American alligator)
Lineage: Eukaryota; Metazoa; Chordata; Crocodylia; Alligatoridae
Gene: RERE
Product: arginine-glutamic acid dipeptide repeats
Exons: 22
Coding region: 424-5013 (1529 amino acids)
Biological process (GO): regulation of DNA-templated transcription
Cellular component (GO): nucleus
Molecular function (GO): chromatin binding; transcription corepressor activity; sequence-specific DNA binding
Source: RefSeq, a predicted model, not a curated record